Messenger RNA from Sphenostylis stenocarpa, 1281 nucleotides. NCBI's taxonomy places the organism in Eukaryota, Viridiplantae, Streptophyta, Magnoliopsida, Fabales, Fabaceae. The record is from the annotation of a GenBank genome assembly.
AUGGCGAGGAAGAAGAUCAGAGAGUACCAUUCGAAGAGGCUUCUCAAGGACCACCUCAAACGUCUCGCCUCGAUUGACCUCGAUAUCCUUUCUGCUCAGGUCAUACAGUCAACGAACUUUGCUGACUUGACAGGCCAGCAUCCGUGGUUGUCGUCAACCAAGUUGGUCGUGAAACCGGACAUGCUCUUUGGGAAGCGCGGAAAGAGUGGUUUAGUGGCUCUCAAUUUGGACAUAGCUGAAGUCGCUGAGUUCGUUAAAGCACGCCUCGGCGUUGAGGUUGAGAUGGGAGGUUGCAAGGCGCCUAUAACUACUUUCAUUGUUGAACCGUUUGUUCCUCAUGACCAAGAAUAUUAUUUGUCCAUUGUUUCUGAAAGGCUUGGUUCCACCAUCAGCUUCUCCGAAUGUGGGGGCAUCGAUAUUGAAGAGAAUUGGGAUAAGGUUAAAACUAUUUUCCUUCCAACAGAAAAACAGAUGACUCCGGAAGCAUGUGCACCCUUGAUUGCUACACUUCCUUUGGAGAUUCGGGGGACAAUAGGUGAUUUCAUACUGGGUGUGUUUGCUGUCUUCCAAGAUCUGGACUUCAGUUUUCUUGAAAUGAAUCCAUUUACAUUGGUGAAUGAAAAGCCAUAUCCACUGGAUAUGAGAGGGGAAUUGGAUGACACUGCUGCAUUCAAGAACUUCAACAAGUGGGGCAAUAUAGGGUUUCCAUUGCCUUUUGGAAGAGUUCUGAGCCCUACAGAAAGCUUCAUUCAUUCAUUGGAUGAUAAGACAAGUGCAUCGUUAAAAUUUACUGUAUUGAACCCAAAAGGACGCAUCUGGACAAUGGUAGCUGGUGGUGGUGCAAGCGUAAUUUAUGCUGAUACUGUUGGAGAUUUAGGAUAUGCCUCAGAGCUUGGCAACUAUGCUGAGUAUAGUGGAGCUCCAAAUGAGGAGGAGGUGCUGCAGUAUGCAAGGGUCGUAAUUGAUUGUGCUACUGCAGACCCUCAUGGCCGUAAGAGAGCCCUUCUUAUUGGAGGUGGCAUAGCAAACUUCACGGAUGUUGCUGCCACAUUCAGCGGAAUUAUUCGGGCCCUGAGAGAGAAGGAAUCAAAGCUUAAAGCAGCGCGAGUCCACAUCUAUGUCAGAAGAGGUGGUCCAAACUAUCAGACUGGUUUGGCAAAGAUGCGUGCAUUGGAGGAGGAACUGGGGGUACCACUUCAGGUUUAUGGACAGGAGGCCACAAUGACCGUAUCUGCAAAGAAGCGAUCGAUUGCAUCAUGUCCGAAGCAUAACGCAGAGUAA